Molecule: messenger RNA, 5112 nt
Organism: Ambispora gerdemannii
Lineage: Eukaryota; Fungi; Glomeromycota; Glomeromycetes; Archaeosporales; Ambisporaceae
Source: the annotation of a GenBank genome assembly
AUGAAACCGACUCAGUUUGUAUUGCAUAUACCGCCUACAACAUCACACACUACAAUAACAACUUCCUAUUCAAAUCAUCAUCAUCACCAAGAGUUUUCACAUAAUUACAAUCAUACUUCACAACAGCAACAACAAACGCAAGCUCCCGGGCAGGAACAUCAUAGUAAUCAUCAGCAGCCAUUUGUAGAAUCAUCGCAACAACCAUCGUCGGAUACACCGACUAAAAUAUUACCAAAACCACAACAGGAACAUAGUAAUUCCGAACAAGUAUAUCAAAAACAAUUACAACGUCAGCAACAGCAACAAUUAGUGUCAAAAGAUCAACAGCAAAAGGAACCACAAUCAAAAGCAUCUUCAGAAUCCCAUAUUUCACAAAAGACCGAUUAUCAAAAUCUUGUACAACCGCAGCCAGAAUCACAACAACCACAGCAACUACCUUCCCAACAGGUUCCACCGCAGCAAUCACAAAAUUUUCCCUCUCCAAAUUUGUACAGAAUUUCACUACAAUUAACAACAGAAUUAGAUAUUCGAAAAUGGUGGGAUAAUGUAAUUGAGACCUUUACCACUUCUUUUCAUGCAUCACGAAUUUUACUAUCCGUUCCUCAUGAUCUUACAGACACGAUAAACACUCCUUGGGGUGUAAAGGCAAUAUACAAUCGAGAUAGUCAUAGUAAUGGUGGAGGGAAUGCUGGCCAUUCGGAUAAUAUAACAGAUUCUGCUUCAAAUUCCUCGAAUGAUCAUGGUCAUUUAGUAUUUGAUAAGCUAAGGUCAUUUGAAUGCGAUAUUGAACCACUGUUGGACAAUAAAGGCAUUCUGAGAAUUUUACAUCGCGGGAAAAUUAUUGUUGUUUCCAGAGAAUAUCGGCAGCCGGAAGAAGAGAAUAAACUUUGGAAUUCAACAAUUUCCCCUCAGAAGCAGCAAGAAGAGGAAAUGGGCGCGGCAUUCCCAAUAAGUAGAGGGCCUAGUGGUGAUAGAGGUGGAGGAGGUGGUGGAGGUGGUGGGGAUGGUGUUGGAGGUGGUGGUGUUGGUAGUGGCAAUGGAAGAGUUGAGAAUGGUGUUUCCCCGUUAAAGAAUAAUAAUAAUAUGGGAGAAACAACAAAACUAAUAACAUUGACACCCACGGCUAACACCACAACUAAUGCAACAACAAUAAAUUCAAAUGACAUUCAAUAUAAUCUUUCCAAUUAUAAUAACCAUCACCACCAUCAUCGUCAUAGUCACAAUAAGCAUCGUCGGAAUAAAUCUGAUGGUUCUAUAACUUCUAUAAUAUCAAGCUCGAUAUCCUCGUCGUGGCCUCGAGAAUUUGAGCAACAACAGCCAUCACCUUGGUCACAAUCACCUGCUCCUUCACCGGUUGUUACCGAUCCAAACAUUAAUCCGUUUUUUCAAUCAAUGCCCGUGAUAGAUGACGAAGCAUUUAAUCCGUCAUCCGCUUCCCCAUUAACUCAUGCCUCCUCGAAUUUCACUUUUCCAGUAGGCACAAACAAUAAUGUCUACUCAAUUGUGCAUAUUCCUUUAAUACAUCCAACCACCGCAAAAAAUGUUGCACCCACAAAUGCACUACAUUCUCCGGUUCCAAUUGCGAUUCUCUCAUUUCUUUCAUGUGUCGUUCCGUACCCAUCAAAUCUUUUACGUUCAUUGCACGCACUUUCGCCUUACCUCGCCACCACAUUCUCGAUGGCUACGAUACAUCAACAAACUGUCAAAGAUCUUUCUUUGCGCAUCUCGUAUCCACGCGCCGGAAGAAGACAACAACGUCAUAGUAAUAAUAGUCAUACCCAUCAAACACAUUCAUUAGAUCGAAUUGAAUAUGUAGAUAGCGUUUCAUCUGAUGAGUAUUCCACGACUUCCUCCUCUUCAUCACGUUGGGAAUAUGCCACUGUAUUUUCAACACGUUUCGGUCAAAGUCCCGGAACCGAUAAGGAAGAUCCUUUUAGUCGUAAUUCCGUUUCAGAUGAUGAAAAUUACGAUGACGAUGUUCAAAUAGUUAAUGAAAAUGAUUUUAUGAAUUCUACCGAAGAAUCAUCUUUGAUAACUGAUAAUUCAUCAAAAGCUACCCAAACCGUUGCGAGUUCUUCUUCACUCAAUCGAGAAAGAAAACCUCGUAGAGUUUCAUUAGCACGAUAUCAUUCAAGUCAUCGACGUAAUAGGAAAUCAAGACGUUCUUCAAAGACAAACUCUGUUAAUAACCAAUUCGGUUCUUCUUCACACAAUACCGUUCCGCAAUUAGUUGUACCAAACACAAAAUUGCUUCGAUUAAUACUUGAUGUAAUGCCAAAUGCUGUAUAUACGUGUUCUCGAAUAAGUGGCGACUGCACUUGGGUGAAUAAUCGUAUGAUUCAAUAUUGUGGCAAUCGAAUUGAAGAUAUGUUGGGUUACGGAUUGUUUGAUACUAUACAUCCGGAUGAUAAAUCGCGUGUCUGGGAAAUGUGGACUACGGCAUUUUCACGAGGUGAAGGUUUUAGUGCACAAUAUCGAAUACGUAGAUUCGAUGGACAUUAUCGCUGGUUCUUGGGACGUGCUGGACCUUUGAGAGAUGCAAGAGGUAUUGUGAUACAUUGGUUUGGAACUUGCACUGACGUUCACGAUCAAAAACAAGCUGAAGAACAGCAAGCCCGUCAACUGCAUGUUGAGGCAAACGAAAAGAAAUACCGACAACUGGCCGAAGCAAUACCACAAAUUGUGUUUACUGCAACGCCUAAAGACGGGAUAACCUAUGUAAAUGAGAAAUGGACUACAUAUUCUGGACUGACAUUUGAACAAUCACAGGGUCUAGGAUUCUUAUCUCAUGUACAUUCUGACGAUCGAAGUAAAUGUAUACUACCGGAUGCUGAAUCAGAUGAUGAUAGUCAUGGGGAAGUGAGACAUCAAGAAGAAGUGAGAUUAAUGAGUUCUGAUGGUACAUAUAAAUGGUUCUUGGUUAAAUGUAUAAGCAUCGAAUCUUCCGAGCAAGGCAGAAAAUGGUUCGGCACUUGCACCGAUAUCAAUGAUCAUAAAUUAUUGGAACAUAAAUUAAAAGAGGCACACGAUGCAGCUCAAAAAUCGACUGAAAGCAAAACACGCUUCUUAUCAAACAUGUCACAUGAAAUAAGAACUCCGUUAAUUGGUAUCACUGGGAUGAUCAAUUUCAUGCUGGACACUCAUUUGACAGUCGAGCAACUUGAUUACGCGCACACAAUACAACAGUCUGCUGAUGCUCUGUUGUUGGUAAUAAAUGACAUUCUUGAUCUUAGUAAAGUAGAAGCAGGGAUGAUGAAACUGGAGAUGGAACCAUUUUCAGUGCACACAAUGAUUGAAGACGCUAAUGAAUUACUUUCGACACUGGCAAUACAAAAAGGUCUAGAAUUGAGCUUCAUAGUGGAUGACGAUGUGCCAGAUGUGAUUUGUGGAGAUCGCAUUCGGCUAAGACAAGUUUUGCUGAAUGUCAUCGGGAAUGCCAUUAAAUUUACAUCCGAUGGUGAAGUUUUCUCACGAUGUUCUGUUCAGCAAUUAGAUUCUGACAAUCGAGUUGUGGAUCUUUUGUUUGAAGUUGUGGACACUGGUCCAGGUUUUGAUGCAGAAGAAGAACUGGUAAUGUUUAAACCGUUCUCACAAGUAGACACUUCAUCCACGCGAAAAUAUGGCGGUAGUGGGCUUGGUCUUGUAAUAUCGCGACAAUUGAUCGAAUUACAUGGUGGUAAAAUGUAUUGUAAAAGUCGAAAAGGAGAAGGAUCAGUUUUUUACUUUUCAGCUAGAUUUAAUGUUCCGAAUGAUUCGACAAGUCCUCGACCUCAAACACCGACUUCUGAAGUAUCGAAUUCGCCUUUUUUCCGAUAUAGUAAAGCUUCAGUAGAAUCAUCUGCCUAUGCUAAUAAAGGGGUUCAUAACGGAUCCGUACACAAUGAACCUUCGUCAUCUAAUUCUACGGCUUCAAUGUUUAGCAGUUAUUCAUUUCCGAUCUCACCACAUGACUUAGGCAGUAAUAGUUCUGGUAAUGGUCGUUCCACCUCGCCUUAUCCCAUUACACCCAAACCAUCAGUGUCAGCUUCAGAAAAUGACGGAUCAACUAUUCCAAUGUCCCCACCUAAUUCAUCGAGGCCAAUUACACCCACAAGUGGAAGUGGCUCACGACCCGCAACUCCGAUAAAACCCCGCAAACCGAUAUAUAUUGAUUUGCCACGACCAGCUUGUGUUCUAAUAAUAGCCGAACUACCACAUGCCAGAAAGACAUUAGAACAUUAUGUUCGUUCAAUUCUACCUAAAACCCCUGUCCCCGAAAUAGACAUUUCUUUUGAUUACACAGAUGCAAUCGAAAUAUUAUCACAGUCAGAUGUAAAACAAUAUACUCAUGUAUUUAUUAAUCUUUACUCGCAACCUGAUAUAAUCUCACUUGCUGCCAUCAUCAAAAAUUUACCGAGUCUUACGCAGACAGUUGCCGUAAUAUUGACGACUCCGAUACAACGAGCCGGUGUAAUGGAGGGUGCACAAAAUGAUUUGCCAUCUAGAGUUGAUUUCAUUUUCAAGCCUCUUAAUCGAAGUAAGAUGGAAGGUUUGUUUGAUGAUACCACCACAGUUCGCGAAAAUUUCCUAAAACGACGAAACACUCAUCAAAUUGUCGCCAGUCAAAAAGAAAUAUUUAAGCGUAUGGCUGAGGAUGUUGGUGGUCGGGGUCUAAGAGUCUUAUUGGUCGAAGAUAAUUUCGUGAAUCAAAAAGUUAUUAUACGAUAUUUGACCAAAGUAGGGCUCGAAGUGACCGUGGCAAAUAAUGGCGUACAGUGUUUAGAGACAUUCUACUCGCAUCCUCCGGAUUAUUUCUCCUUGAUUUUGUGCGAUUUGUUUAUGCCAGUAAAAGAUGGUUAUCAGACUACAAAAGAAAUCCGUGCUUGGGAAGCAGAUAAUUUGUCUCCAAAUCAACGUCCUAUUCCAAUUAUCGCAAUGAGCGCUAAUGUAUUCAGCGAUGUCGCGUCGAAAUGUGAUACCGCGGGAUUCAAUACAUAUGUUAGCAAACCAGUCAAUUUCGCGACAUUAAGUGACGCUAUUAGGAGUGCAUUAGUUGUUAAUGAUACAAGUAUCCAAGACAAUACUAAGUCAUCAUCGUCUUCUGUUCCAGCCAAAAGUGAUACAAAGAUAUGA